CGAGCGGAGAAACCUGCAAUAGCGACAGUGGCGCCACUAGACAUACGGUAACGUCCACUUUGAAGGGGAAGACGGCUGUAAAGUGAAAUCUUCAAUAAACCAAAUAUGUGCUUCUUGCGCCGAUCUACAGUGCUGUAUUACGCAUUCUCGCGUAUUUUGAUCAAAUGUCAGAUUAUAUGUUUACAGUAAUGGUGGUCGUAUAACGAUUCUGUGACUUAUUUUAUCGUUUUCCCAACAAGUGGUUGACCAUUAGGUUUUGUUUGAGUGAUGGUGGCACGAUCCGAUCGGGUUCAGUGAAAUGGUCGGACAAUCGUGGGUUUAUAUUCGAUUAGAUAAAGUUGAAAGUGGAAACAUCUGAUAUUUAAAUGAAGAAACCACCUCGACGUGGUGUACCAUGACUUUAAGACCUCCGAAUACGUGAGAAGACCUGUAAGCUCCACUUGAUCCACAAAACUGUGAUAUGCCAUUAUCAAGAUGUCUGGACACCAACUUGAAUAGCAUCGAUAGGGACCGUCUGCGAGAGCACCAGAGGCAGAUGAGAGCCAAGAUGUCUUUGCAAGAUCCCGACGAAGAACCUCCGCCGCCCCUGUUCGGGAAUCCUGUCAAGGUGACCCCAACGCAAAAUGAUCCUCUGGUGAAAAGCAUUAACAGCAGACUUGGAGAAUACUGCAAAGUUAAACAUCUAUUCGACAACAGCAAGGGCCUUAUAGGAUUAGAUCACGGUUACAACUCCGUAUAUCAGCCCAGAACACAUGCGCCGCCCAAUCAACAUCCAUCCAACAGACCAAUCAACCAGGAACUGCCCAGACACGAAUUCAAAAAGCCCAACAACCACAAUCCUGUCCUCCACCAGAGGUCAGACAGGAGUGCUGGUUACGGUAGGCCUUCCGAUCGUGGCAACAUGUACCCCGGUCAGCAGAUGAGACAGAGCAACGGGGUCAACCCCCCAAUGCACAGACAGGGUAAUGGAGGAAUGCCCUACGGUACCAACGGUCCUCCCAACUUGAACGGACCCAACCCUCCGAGCAAUAUGAACCGGCCAAGUCACAAUCAAAUGCCUCGCCCUGUACAGGCCCCAAGCCAAGACAGGAGAACUUUACCUCAUCAGACGCCUGCCCCGACCAACUUGGAAGUAGACAAAGCCUUGGAGGAGAUGAUCAACCUGAGGGCGCCGCUCUCAGCAAUAGCGGCAACACCGAGGACGGACAUAGAUAACAACGGACUGUAUUUCCACCCGCCCACCGCCACUCUGUCCGAGAUACCUCCACUUAUGACGAAACCAAGGUCCUCUUCGCCAAAACGUGCUGAACCUGAAGAUAACCUACUCAACCUGUCAGGAUCAUCAGCAGAUCUGAGAUACCAGCUGGCCCUAUCAGAAACCAGCGAGGACGAAGAUGAGGAGCGCCCGAUAGUCGAAAGAAUGCUGUCUCCUAUUGCAGCCACGCCCGCCGUCAACCGUAUGCUAGACAUUCCCCAGCUCAUUCCCAAGAUACAGGAAGAGCCCCAGCCAACCCAAGAUGACGAAAACCAAGAGGACAGUUCCUCCAGUUCCGGCUCAGACUCCGGGUCGGACAGCGAUUCCAGCAGCGACGACUCCGACAACGACAAGGAGCCGGAACAACCCCUUCCGGAACCCCCACAGGCUCCUCUUGCCCCAAAAGUCCAAACACCAAUCCAGUCCUUCGAAGCGGACAACGAGGAACACAAGAAGAGGUGGAACCUGGCCAGCUACAUAGACUCGGACAACAAGGACAUCGUAGCUGCGCCUCUGUCCCCUUUGGACAAGACCCCAUCCUCCUACGAUCACUCCAAAUCCCAGCCCAGAUUCAAAAAUGGCGGGCUUCAGGCCCCAAGUGCUUAUACGGACAGCAGUGACGCGAGAAACGUUCAGAAAGACUCAAAUAAAUUAGUUACCAGACUCUCCGAAGACAGUGACAGUGAUGAUGAUGAGAGAACGAAAGUUAUAGACAAGCCGCAACAGACCAAACGGACUAGUUCAGUGAUUUACAGUGACUCGGAUUCGGACUUUGAUAUGAAGAAGAUCAAGCCGUCGCCAAAGCUCAACAAGAGCGGUGCCUCAUCGGAUUCCGCGAAGCCCAAGAGCAACAGGGGGAGACCUAGAAAGAUCAAGCCUGAAGAUGAGACCGGUGGUGAGGUUAAAGCAAAAAAGAGAGGCAGACCCAAGCUGCCCAAGAACGAGACUAAGAGCAAACAGAGAACUUCCAGUAUCUCAGACGCUGAUGUUCAAGUCAAAAAGCGCGGAAGACCUAAGAAGAAGAGGAGUAUUAGCUCGGACGAAGAAAGUAAAAGCAAAAAAUUAAAACUGAGCGGUUCCUCAGAUGAUGAAUCUUUGACAAAGUCAGAUAAAUCUGCAAAGAACAAAAGUAAAGAUGAUCAAAAAACACCGGUUGAUAAGUCUAAAGACAAACAAAUCAAAAAGAAACCAGGAAAAUCCUCAAGGACCAUUAAGAGUUCUGAAACAGUACCAACCUCAAGCGAUAGCGACUCGGACGACGAAAAACCUAGUCGUUUAUCGUCUGACAGCGAUUCUAGUGAGUGUGAACUCAACAAGUCUGAUCCUAAAGCGAAAAAGAGUCAGUUAACAACCCCAAAAAGGGAAGAAAAGGAUAAGGAUAGGGUGCAGGAUAAAAACAAGAGCGAUUUCUUGAGGAAGCUCUACACCCCAAAGAGAGAUUCCGAGGGAGGUAAAGGUGGUGGAAAAGGCGGUGGUAAAGGUGGAAAGGGCAAAUGCGGAGUAAGUGUCAUCGUGAAAGACGGAGACUACGAAAGGCACACUUCAUCCAUAACAGAAGACCCACUCUUUUCAACGACCGCAGUGUCGCCUUUGAGAACCACAAAACAUGAUGAUGCAAAUUCCAUCAAGCACACCCCAUCACCACAGACUAAACGUGUCCCCGAACCAACCACUGAACCCAAAAAGAAACCAUUACAAAUGAACAUAGAUAUAGAAAGGUUGAACAUGAAAAGGAUACUCGAUCCUAAAGAAAGACAUAAUGACGAAAAGCAUCAAGUGAAAGAGAAAGAUCAUGAUAAACAUAAGCACAAAAGCGACAAAGACAAAUCAAAGGAGAAGGAUCGAGAAUCCAAAAAGAAAGAACACAAAUCAAAAGACAGGGAUCACAAGGGUAAAGGAAAAGAACACAAAUCAAAAGAAGACACCAAGAGUAAAUCCGAAGAUAACAAGAAAAAAGAUGAACAUGUGAAACCGAAAGAUGAGAACGUUAAAUUGAAGGAUGAAAACAUGAAAGCAAAAGAAGAAAUCGUCAAAAUGAAAGAUGAACCUGUAAAGGUGAAAGACGAUAACGUGAAAACGAUGAAACGUGAUAGUGAUGAACCUAAAACAAAAGAUGAAAAUAACAAACCGAAAGAAAAGGAUCAUAAAGACAGAGAUAAGGACAAAAAAUCAAAAGAAAAACGUCACAAAGACAAAGAUCACAAAUCAAAAGAAAAAAGUUCCAAACACAGUAAAGAACACAAUGAUGAUGAUCAAAAGCAUAAAUCAAAGAAACGAAAAAGGGAGCAUAGCAAAAGUUCCUCGCGUUCUGAAGUUGGUGAUGCAUCGACAAAAACUAAAGAUGAAGAUCAUUCUUCGAAAAAGAAGAGAGAGGAAAAAUGCAAUAGUAUUAAAGAUGCUAAUUUACCUCAAACCAACCACGAAAGGGUUCCAAGCGAAGGAAAAGCUGGUAAUGUCGACGAUUCUAAACCUAAGAAAGAAAAGGAUAGUUCAGGCCAUAAGAAAGAGCAUGCCAGUCAAGAAAAAGUUCCUCAAGUUGAAGAUCGUAGAUCUGUAUCCAAAGCAUCUUCUGUGCAGCAGAAAAUAACCUAUAGCACUGACCAAAGGGCUUCAACCAGUAGUAGUGAAGGCACCAAUCAGAAACUGGCAAACUACUCGAACUUUGAGAGGAUCGAGGAGCCUGCUGAUUUCGACAGCAGGGAUCACAACCAAUAUUUAAUCGAGGCCAAGAGACUUAAGCACCUGGCAGAUACUGUAUCCGACCCCAUCAGGCAGUGUCUGCUUUACAUGGAUGCUAUCCUUUAUUUCCUUCUGACUGGAGAUGCUAUGGAGAGCGAGAGAAGCACAGAAGCGGCAGCUUUCACAAUGUUUAGGGAUACUCUUUCUUUAAUCAAAUACAUAUCCGGACGUUACAAGCAGCAACAUCUCUAUUCGCAAAUGUUCACCACCCUAGCAGUUCUCAAUUAUAGAUGUCAGGCGAGGCUGUAUUACAAACUGCUGGAAAUGAAGAGGAGAGAGAACAGAGAGUAUCAGAAGAUAAUCGCUGACUUUUGUAAUAAGAGCAAUGCUGCCGCUGCAGCAGAACCCAACGCCGCCACACAAGGCGGUACGACGCAACCAAACGCGGCAUCUCCAGUUUCCCCAUCGGGUUCUGUUGGAUCUAUCGGGAGUCAUUCCUCAUCCGGAUACAGCAGUAGCGAGUUGCCAAGUACUAGGAACCAAGGCAUGUGGAUACCGAUGCCCGUUUACAAUGCCGUGUCGGUUCAAAAUCAACAUUUCACAUACCUGCUGACCUACAUGGAUCUCUGGGAGACUGCGGACAAUCUGGUUCAAAACGCUAAUCUUACUGAAUUCUUCAUCCAGUUGGAUAGGACCUGCAGACCUUUGACGUUACACAGUACAAUACGACAUCUAGUGUCAUAUGUUAAGAAAGGUAUUAUGCUAGUCCAGAGGGAAAUGCAAGAAGGAAGCUCAUAGGAGAAAGUGUUGGAAAAAAAUUCUUAAAAGCCAAAGAAAAAAAUCAAUUGUCAAUUCGGUUGGUCAAUGGAUACAAAUAAGAAUAAUAUGGAUAGAAAUUUUUCAAGAUGGUGUUCCAUCCCUUCUUUUUCUCAACUACUGUUGAUAUUGGGACUUAUAUUCCUAUUUAAAGGAAGCCUGGCAGUUCAACUGCAGUUCAUAUGUCCUUGGCAAGAUGAAACAUGACUGAAUCAGUUAGCUGACCAGAGCCGAAUACUGUACAUAAUAUUUUUACACAUGUAGGAAAUUUCAAGUAAAUAGUGUAUAUAUAUUAUUGUAAAUAUUGUAAUUUUAAAAAAUAUAUACAUAUAUAUUAUAUAACGAUUGCUAUAUUUGUACAUGCUGAAAUAGAGGCCUAGUGAAUCAAACUACACAACUCGGUUGUGGAAGAAUAAAUUAUAAGGAGUCAUAAUUGUUAUUUUUGCAUAUAUUCUAGUUAUGUGUGUACAUCUAUGUAUAUCUUGUAUAUUUUAUAAAUUUUAAAUUAUUGAAUUUUUAUCUUAAGUGUUUUCCAACUACGGCCAUUUUCGAUAUAUGAAAUUUUGCAUAAUUAAUUGAUUAUUAUUCUGUUUUUCUUUGAUUUGGUAGAUUGUAUUAUUUUAUGACUUAAUUUUCUUAAGAUUGGAAUUGUUACUGAUUUUGUUUAUUGAUUUUCACACUCAAAUAUAAUUUUGCAGAAUUUUAAUGUAAAGGAAGGAUAUAUGAAUUUGCCUCAUUUAUUAUACAUACACAUAAUAUAUAUUUUGAUGAUACGAUAAUUGUUGGAAAGUCUUAAUUUAUUACACUGAAAAUAGUUUGAACUUUCUCUGUUUUGAAUAUUCUUCCCUUGAAAGAAUUAGGCUAUUUGACUGAAUUAAAAGUAUUGAAAUUAAUAUAACAAGAAUGCAAUCAGUCAAAUUAUUCUUUAGUGAAACACUUCACAAAAAUAAUAAAUAUGUUACUUUUGAUCUGAAUAAUCGACAUAAAAGAAAAUCAAUAAUAUUAUAUAUUGAUUAUUUAUCUGGAUGACGUCAUCAGUGACGUAAUUCAAAAUGAUAUUAAUGUUAUAAUUUUUGGUGGCCUGCUAGAAUUUUAUAUUUUUGAGAAAUGUGACUUUGAGCGGAGUUUGAAAAAUCUGUCAAAUAGCCUAUGGAUGCUUAAGAAUACAUUGAAGAAGAGGUGUAGUGAAAUUCUACUAAAGAAUUAACAGCCGAUAUUGUAUGGAUUGAAAGUUUUCACAUUAAUUCUAAGUCGGAAUUGAACUAUAUCAGAAAACAUAUCAUUUUGAAUGGCAUUUUCACUUGAAGUUCAUUAUUUUCAUCUCAUGAGUUUGGAAUUUGGGAACAAAAUUAAGACCAGAUAUUCUAACAUUGACCAAACUGUUUGGUUUUUUCAAGAGUGGAAAGCACAUUUUAAAAAUAAGAGUUUCCUUGAGAAACUCUGAAGUUGUUUGGUACCCAAAGUUUAAGUUCAUCCGCAAAUCGAAUAUUUUCAAUCUAAUACAACUGUAAUCUUCUUCAUACGAUUCACUGAAUUUUUUCCAUAUGGUUUAGCUUGAUAUAUGUAAAUCGAGUGUGGGUACAAUUUGGAGCGAAAUAAGUUCUGGUGCUAUUUUGUGUUAUUGUAAUUUUCUUCGUUCAAGCUGGAAUUUCAGAAUAAACGAUGGGACCACAACCAAACCAGUUGGAAGCAUAUGGGAUCUUGCAUCCAUACCACACAAAUUCGAAGAAGUUCUUGAAACAACCUGUAUAUGUAUUAAAAACAAAAUUAUUCAGUCAAAAAAUCUUUCACUCUAGAUCUUAUUUCAAAUCGCAGAUAAAACGCAUGCUCAAAAAUUCAACUUUUCUUACUGCUCUCUUAAGAACCUCUGUUUUUAUACGAAAAAGUACCUAUGAAAUAAGUGCCUGUUCUAAUUUGUUGCCGAAACAAAUUUUGGUAGGAAUAUCUUUUUAUAAAAUGAACAUAACAGAAAUUUUGACUGACGUACUGUUGUUUGUUUUUGUUUGAAAUAUAUUAAUUUAAUUUA
Molecule: messenger RNA, 6776 nt
Organism: Harmonia axyridis
Lineage: Eukaryota; Metazoa; Arthropoda; Insecta; Coleoptera; Coccinellidae
Product: AF4/FMR2 family member lilli-like
Exons: 11
Coding region: 461-4732 (1423 amino acids)
Biological process (GO): regulation of gene expression
Cellular component (GO): nucleus; super elongation complex
Molecular function (GO): DNA binding
Source: RefSeq, a predicted model, not a curated record